AUGCCCCGCUCUUCGUCCGAAGCCGGCGUCCGCAAGAGGAUGCGCAAGGGCACCCACAGCUGCUUCGAAUGCCGCCGGCGCAAGAUUCGCUGCAUCUCCAGCGACGAGCAUCCCGGCGAGUGCACCGAGUGCUUCGCUCGCGGGUCGCGCUGCAUCGACCAGGAGCACGCCGAUCCAGAAGCCAUCGUCGAUAACAGAAAGAACCUCCGCGAGCGCGUCGCCAAGCUCGAAGCCCUCAUCGAGUCGCUCCUCGACGAUCGCUCGGCCACCGGCGCGGCCGAGACGUUGAGGCGGCUGGGCGCAGACGUCCUCCCGCGAACCCCCCUCUCGGAUGCGUCGUCGGGCCCGGCCGGCCAGAGCAAGGCCCCCCUCAUGGCCAUGUUCGACAGUGAAGCCCUGGGCCGAGGUGAGCCCUCGCAGCCCCCUGCUGGCCCCGCCAGAAAGCCCGAUCCUCCCGUGCCCGUGGCCCCUACCGCCCAGGUCUACGACUUCGGCGGCAUGCAGCUGUCGUGCGAGUGCGAUGACAUUGGAAUCCCCAAGGUCAAGAAGUCCAAGGAGAAGCGCACUCGUGACAUGCUCCUCACUCUCCUCCCGUCCAAGGAGGUGGUCGAGGAGGCCGUCACCACCAACGAUGACUGGUGGCGCGUCUGGCGCCACAAGCUGGGCGGUACCGCCCGUGGGAGGACCCUGCAGCAGUUUGCCGUGCAGACCCUCGACAAGGGGAGCCCCGCCGAGGUGGGCGUCUUGCUCUUGUGCAUAGGCGUCGCUCUGGACCUGGAAAACCUCAACAACUCGCUGGCCUUGGUCGAUGCCUUGAUCAUAUCAGACGAUGAAUACGCAGCCACGGUCGAGGGCAUGGAGUGCGCCAUUCUGGUGUCCAAGUGCUACUCGGAGAUUGGCCAGCCGCGGAGAGCUUGGCUUGCCUCCAGGAAGGGCCUGACGUAUGCGCAGCUCAUGGGCCUCCAUCGAAGUCAUGCAACCAACGGGACUUGGGAUAGCGUCUGGUGGAGCCUGUAUCAGACAGACCGCUUCCUGAGCCUGCUGCUCGGUCUCCCCUACGGCGUUUCCGACGCCCACUGCGACAUGAACUACUUUAGCAAGGACAAAGACACCGACGGGCAGCGUGACUUCAUGCUGAAGCUGUCGGUCUUGGCUGGCAAGGUCAUCGACCGUACCCAGGGCGUCCAUGAGCUGUCCCUCGGCGCCGCGCUUGAGCUCGACCAGGAGCUCGACACGCUGAUCGACUCCAUGCCCGCAGGAUGGUGGGACACCCAGUCCCAACUCCAACACACCAUCGACCCCGUCAAGACCGUGACCUUGCGCGAGAGGCUCCUGGCCCAGAUAUGCUUCCAACAGCUUCGAGUGUACCUGCACCUGCCGUUCAUGCUCCGGUCUGCUUCGGUUCCCAACUCGGCAAAGUUCGAGUAUAGCCGUACCACGUGCUACAGUGCCUCCAGAGAGCUCCUGACACUGUACCACUUUCUCCGGGGCGGCAACGGCGAGCCGCUGUACGAGUGCAAGGUCAUCGAUUUCGUCGGCUUCACCGCCGCGGUGCUGAUAAUGCUGGGCCUCCUCGGGUAUUCUCGGCUGCACAAUGCCAACGGCAUGGCGAACCAUCAAAUCUCGAACACGCUUACAGAGGAGCAAGAUUGGCGGCUCAUCGAGAUGACCAUGGACAUAUUCGGUCGCGCUUCCAACGAGAAGGGCGGUAAAGUUGCAGCUCAAAGCCUGAAGGUGAUGCAACAGCUGUCCAGCCUGAGGAACCGAGACGUUGCGAGCGAGGACACGGAAUGCACGCAGAGGAUCGUGAUCCCCUACUUUGGCGCCAUCACAAUUCGCAGGGGCAGCGGCGCGGGCCGCAAGUCCACCAGGGAGAGUACUGGAGCAACGAGGCCCACGGGAACCAGCAACGCCUCCCCACCAGCCGUGGCCUCCGGUGUGGUAGCAUCUGCGCACGGCAUGUCCCCCCCGACAGCCAUCCAACAACAACAACAACCUUACCUUCCUUCACCGUCCACCUCUCAGCACCAUAACUCCAACGCAAGCUCGGUGAACGGCGACCCCAACGGCCUCAACAAUCCCUACAUCGCCUACGACCCCUUCUUGUUCCACGGCGCCGUCGAUCCGCAGUCGUGGGCGGCGGGAGAGGAUGGUCUCGAGAGUCUGAUGAGCGGCAGCCACGGUGGACCGUGGCAGAACCUUGCAUCCAACAUGGAUCUAGAUCAGGAUUGGGCAUGGUAUAUGGGCGAGGCGCAGGCUGGGGGCAUGCAGCUGCCGGGGCAGCAGGCGAUGCCACCGACAUGA
Molecule: messenger RNA, 2304 nt
Organism: Diplodia corticola
Lineage: Eukaryota; Fungi; Ascomycota; Dothideomycetes; Botryosphaeriales; Botryosphaeriaceae
Product: c6 finger domain protein
Exons: 4
Coding region: 1-2304 (767 amino acids)
Biological process (GO): regulation of DNA-templated transcription; DNA-templated transcription
Molecular function (GO): DNA-binding transcription factor activity, RNA polymerase II-specific; DNA binding; zinc ion binding
Source: RefSeq, a predicted model, not a curated record